Mustela erminea (ermine) is the source of this 351-nucleotide messenger RNA. RefSeq names its product beta-defensin 130B-like. NCBI's taxonomy places the organism in Eukaryota, Metazoa, Chordata, Mammalia, Carnivora, Mustelidae. The transcript is spliced from 3 exons. The coding region runs from base 1 to 351 and encodes 116 amino acids. The record is from RefSeq and is a predicted model, not a curated record.
AUGGAGGGGCAAGCUUCACUGACCAAAAGGAACCUCAGUUCCCCAGAAGUAAACAAAAGGGCCUGUGUUCCACUAUCCCCAAUCACUCGCCUUUGUACUGGGCAUUCCACCCUGGGACUCCAUUCCCUUCUUUCUGUGCUCUUCCUCUUUAUGACUAUAAUCCCGAAAGCAAGGCCUGGUGUUAUUUCGGGGCAGAAACAGUGUGUCCUUUUGAAAGGGGUGUCCAAGGACGGAGGCUGCGCCACCACAGACAGUACCACUGCUGAAUGCAAUGAUGAGAAAAAGUGUUGUACGAAGUGGUGGGUGCUCCUUCCCUACCCAACCACGGCUCCCAGAGCAAAAUAUCCUUAG